AUUGCUUAUGAAUGCAGGAGACACUUGACUUACAAGCCUACCAAUUGCAUCUAAUCUUUGUGUAGGUUGGCAUUGUUCAUGCUAUCAAUAAACUUCAUAGUGAUUUACCAGGUUUGAACUUAGCUGUGUCCCUUCAUGCACCAAUUCAAGAGUUUGUUGCCAGAUAAUGCCUGCAGCUCGAGCUUUUCCUCUGGAAAAGCUUAUGAAUGCACUUCAUGUAUAUCAAAAGAAUAGUCAGCAAAAAAUAUUUAUUGAGUACAUCGUGCUGGAUAAGGUGAAUGAUGAAGAGCCACAUGCUUACCAGCUCGGCAAACUGCUAGAGACAUCUCAAGUGCUUGUAGCCAAAGUAGAAACUGUGGAAACAGGUUUCAAAAUUGCUAUCAUUUCAAAGUCUGGUGAAGGUGUAGCUCAUGUAGCUCCCUUGGAGAAAAUACCAGAGAGGGCUGCUUCUAAGCCAUCUCUUGCUGAAAAGAUAGAAGAGGAGAAGCCAAAACCCAAAGUUGAAACAGCACCUGUCUUGGAUAAGCAGCCUAAAGCACCCUCUCUGCCUCCUUCUAAGCGCUCUGCAACUGAGCCCCAGCUUCCACCUAAGGACAGGGAAAGUCGGGGCAUGGCAUCUUGUUAGGAGUGUUUCUAUGUUGGGACAUAUGUAUAUACCUGUUAAAAGAAAGAAAGAGACAACAAAGGCACAAGCACAAGACAGGACAAGUGUCACUCAUACAAAAAUUAAAGUUGGACCACAAAGACAGAGGACUCGAACGUGGCAAGAGCAGAGCAUUGGAGACGGUUAUGGAGAGAAAAUAAAAGCUGGAAAUGAAUAAAGAGGAAGGAAGGGAAGACACUUUAGGAGAAGGGAGUGAAAGGAGAGUUUCUAGCCUCUCGAAUGCCGGAUAGUUUAUGUUUUUGGUUUUUUUUUUUUAUGCUGAAUACAGUAACAGAGAGCUGUCUUUGUAUUACUGAAACCUUAUCAAUACAAUUAGUAUUUUU
Mangifera indica (mango) is the source of this 987-nucleotide messenger RNA. RefSeq names its product dihydrolipoyllysine-residue succinyltransferase component of 2-oxoglutarate dehydrogenase complex 2, mitochondrial-like. Lineage: Eukaryota; Viridiplantae; Streptophyta; Magnoliopsida; Sapindales; Anacardiaceae. Bases 167 to 625 code for a protein of 152 amino acids. The transcript has 4 exons. The record is from RefSeq and is a predicted model, not a curated record. Gene Ontology annotation, biological process: tRNA methylation; rRNA base methylation.